This is a messenger RNA of Chaetomium globosum CBS 148.51, 2058 nucleotides long. RefSeq lists its product as uncharacterized. The transcript has a single exon. The record is from RefSeq and is a predicted model, not a curated record. Bases 1 to 2058 code for a protein of 685 amino acids. NCBI's taxonomy places the organism in Eukaryota, Fungi, Ascomycota, Sordariomycetes, Sordariales, Chaetomiaceae.
AUGAGCAAUUGCGAGCGACAGCCGAACCAGCUUGCUUCCGAAACCAGCCAGCACGGUUUUGAAUGCGAACAACAUGCCGCUCUCAUCACCGACGACGGAUGUAUCAGCCUCGACCAGCUGGAUGGCUCUUUUGAGGAAAUGACUUCCUCCUUACAACGCCGUCGGCGGCAGAGACGUGAGGCGGAACUUCGUCUCCGCGGCCCUCCCAUUUCUCUCGCGCUUACAGGCGCGAACUCUAUUGCCAUUCGACCUAGGCCUAGUCUAGCGCGCGAUUCGGAAGGCCCUAUUUCUUAUGAUUCGAAUUCGUCUUCUCACCUUGGUCCUUACCCGGUCACUAAUCCCCACCCCAGUAGGUAUGAGGAUGGAGAAGUCCGGCGCUACGGGGCCGGAGAAUCCUACCGACCAUUCAACCGUGAUCGAUCACCGCCACCCCGCGCGCGAAGCCCGUUGAGGGAUCGGCCCCGGACCCCGCCAGUGGCCAGCGACAGUUACGUACCUGGCAGGUCUCCCCGUCGCCGGUCGCGCAGCGUAGACCGCUUCAGGCGAGAACGGUCCAGAGAGCGGGGCGGCGGCGAAAGCUGGCGCCGCAGCCGGAGCAGGGUCCGAAGCCCCAUUCGCCGCCUUUCACCACGACGGAGUCCUAUCAGACGCACACCUCCCCGGUUCAUCUCGCCGCGCCGGGACGAUCGAGGCCUUGAUAGAAGAGACGACAGGAGGGACGACCGAAGGGACGACCGGAGGGAUGACCGGAGAGACGACCGGAGAGACGACCGGAGGGAUGAUCGAGAUGAGCGGCCCAGGUCACCCAUGCGCCGGGACUUUGAGAUGAGAGACAUCAGGCGCAGGUCACGGUCGCCGUUCGAGAGGGAUAGGCCGCUGAUCCGUCGGGACCGGUCACCACCUCGACGCUCGCCGCCUCCCGGGCCACGCGGAGGUGGCAUGUAUCGCCCCCGCUCUCGAACCCCGGAUCGACGAGAUCGUGAUGACCGCUACGUGGGGCCAUCGUAUCGGCGCCCGUCACCGCCGCCGCUUCGAGACUCCAUGCACUCUUCUGCACUGCCGUCGCGGUCUGUGUCGGGCAGGUCCUCGCCUAGGCCCACGUCUGUUCGCCGAGACGACCGGUCCGUACCGCAGUCGCCGGCUGCGCGGUCUCACAUAUCGAACGCGCCGACGCCUACUACGGCACUCCCGCCGGUUCGUGACACCCCAAAGCCACCGCCGCCGCCUCCUCAAUCCUCACAACCACCUCUAGCCAGCCAGCCCACCCCAAAACCCCACGCGGGAGAUGCCCAUUCGACUCCGGUGAAGUCUCCCCCCAGAGGGCCCGCGGCUCUUAGGGCGCCGCCUACAGGGCCUGCGGCAGCGAGGAACUUCACCGCCCCAGCAACACCGCAAGCCGCACCAUCCCCCCGUCAUCUUCCCCCAGGCCCCACACCGUCCCGUCAUGGCGCCGCCAGCCCCACGGCUCCCCCUUCCGGCCCUCGCGGUUAUGUUCCGCCGUCCCGAGGAGCCAGCUUCACCGGCCGCGGAGGCAGUAGGGGUGCCUGGCCCGCCGGCCCAGCGCGUCAUUCCAUCUCGGGCAGCACCCAAACCGGCUCACCUACCGUCACCCCCGGCGGACCCAACAGCGGCAUCCCGACCGGUCCCAGAGCCCAAUCCACCUCAUCCGCCUCGGGCUCCCCUUCCCUGACCUCCAAACCCUUCAACCCACCCACAGGCCCAUCCUCCGGCGGCGGCGGCGGCGGCAUCGCAAGCCACAGCCACGCGCGGCCGACACUGGCGCAGAACCUGCUCAACACGAUGCCGCCCAUAAUCCCGGGGGGUAAGAUCGACCCGAUGGCGCUGCCGGUGGAGCUGGAUCCGCACCACCGGCGCAUGCGCGAGGAGGAGGAGCGGCUCCGCGAGGAGCUGCGCGCCAAGCAGGAGAAGCUGCGCAAGAGCCUGCGCGUGUGGGACAAGCUUGAGCGCGAGAGUAAGGGCUUCGAGCUCAAGAGUGACCUGAGCGAGCGCAGCCUGAAGAAUAUCGCUGGGGAAGGGCUGGGCGGCGCGGCGUUUUAG